Rangifer tarandus platyrhynchus (Svalbard reindeer) is the source of this 798-nucleotide messenger RNA. The record is from the annotation of a GenBank genome assembly. NCBI's taxonomy places the organism in Eukaryota, Metazoa, Chordata, Mammalia, Artiodactyla, Cervidae.
AUGAGUGAGCUGAGCAAGCCCAAGGAAGACCUUCAGGACCCAGGCGAGGCACAGGGCCUGGAGGAGGAACAGCUCUUGGGGGCUGAGGGGGGGGAGGCUGCGCCCCCCUCGGCCUCCUCCCCCCCAGUCUCCUCGUCUGCCACUGAGGAGGCCUUGCCCCAGGAAGCUCUGAAUAAAAUGGUGGCUAACAUGGUGAAGUUCCUGCUCCGCAAGUAUCAAACCAAGGAGCCAACUUCUGAUGCCGAAUUGCUGAAUGCAGUCCUCAGGGAUAACCAGGAGCACUACCCGGUGGUUUUCCGCCAAGCGGUUGAGUGCGUUCUGCUGGUCUUUGGGGUGGAUGUGAAGGAGGUAGACCCCAGGAAGCACAUCUACAUCAUGGUUCCCACCCUGGGCCUCACCUGUGAUGCAAUGCAGAGAGGUGGGCAGGGCCUGCCCAAGGCCGGCCUCCUGGUGGUGGUCCUCAGCGUGAUCCUCCAGAAUAGGGAUCGCGGCCCUGAGGAGGAGAUCUGGGGAGCACUCAACAAGAUGGGGGUGUAUGUUGGGAGGGAGCACUCCAUCUUUGGGGAGCCCAGGGAGCUGCUGACCCAAGUGUGGGUGCGGGAUGGGUACCUGGAGUACCGGCAGGUGCCUGACAGCGCCCCUGCUCGCUACGAGUUCCUGUGGGGUCCCCGGGCCUUUGCGGAGACCAGCAAGGGGAAAUUCACAGAGGCAUUUCUGCUCAGGGUCAAACAAAGGGCUUUGAGGGCCUUCCGACUCCUCUCUGCAGAGGCUGAGGGGGAGGAGGAAGAGGGGGCCUGA